UUAAUUAAUCGCCGAUAGCUUAUGUUGUUUUGUGGCGUAUUCUUGGUGGCCGUAAAAUCAGAUUACCCAUUUCUGCAACCUUUCUUCUUUCUACUCGGUUAAAAAAUUUAUUUCUGUUACUUUUCAAUCCCGCCAUUAAACCCCAACUCCUCUUCCUCCUCCUCCUCCUCCUCACAAAUUUUCUCUUCUUCCUUUAAUUCACUUUUUUAUUCCCUUUUCUUCUUUCUUCUCUCUUCCAUCUCUUUUCCCCCCAUUUCUUUUUUUACUUUCUUACAAACUUACUUCCAGGGAUGAACUUCAUUAUUUUGAGUUUUGCCAGAACGAAGUCAGCUGUCUCACAACGUGUUCUAUAGUCCCCCCUCUUGACUCUGGGAUUAUUUCAUGGUGUUCUUUUGUUUUGAUCUUAUUGCAUAUUUGUCUCCUGCUCAGAAAUUUACAUCUGGGUCUAUCACUGUUUGGAUCUCUGAUGAUAAGGCAGCUGCUGAUUGAACCAACAUUUCUGUUGAUCGUUUUUCCUUUAUAAAACCCUAGUUUUCAAAAGGCGUUGCUUCGAAUCAGGUUCUGUUUCUUGAUUGGUUCUUGAAACUUGUAGCGAUGGAUUGUGGAAGAAGAUUUGGAUUGCUGUUCUGGAUUUUGUUCAUUUCCUUGCUGCCUUUUAUUUCUUGCGUGUUUAAUCCGGUAGAUAAGUAUCUUAUUGACUGUGGAUCGGCUGUUAAUGUCUCUGUGGGUAAUCGUGUUUUUAUGGCUGAUAAUUUGGCUUCAAAGUUGCUUUCAACCCCACAAGUCAUUCUGGCUGAUUCUAAUAUGUCUUCAGUACCUGCCAGUUCUUCUAAUGAUUCCUCGCUGUUCAAAACGGCUAGAAUUUUUACAGGACCAUCAAAAUACAAGUUUCCAAUAAAGGCUGGAAGGCACUGGAUCCGUCUCUAUUUCUAUCCAUUUGUGUUUUCUGGCUUCAAUAUGAGUGCUGCAAAUUUUAGUGUUUCGACCCAAGAUUUCGUUCUGCUGCGAGAUUUAGUUGCAGGGAAGAAUCCUAUAGUCAAAGAAUUCUCUGUGAACAUAGCAUCAGAUACUCUUGAAGUUAUCUUUGUUCCUGUCAAUGGCUCCAUUUCAUAUGUGAACGCCAUCGAUGUUACUUCUGUUCCCGACAUUGUCAUUGUUGAUGAAGCCGAUUUGUUAGAGCCAUCCGGUAAAUUUCAAGGGCUGUCUAGCCAGGCAUAUGAGACAAUUGCUAGGGUUAAUAUGGGUGGGCCGAGCGUCGCUCCUGAUAAUGAUCCUCUUACGCGAAGUUGGGUCUCUGAUGAAGGCUUUCUAGUGAAUAAGAAUUCUGCAACAAGUUUCUCUAACAUUGCAGCUGUUACAUACAGUGCUGAAGGGGCAGCGCCAGAGAUUGCUCCAAAUGUUGUCUACGGUACGCUCACUGAGAUGAACUCGAAAGAUGAUCCAAACAGCAAUUUCAAUGUGACAUGGAAGUUUAAAGUGGAUCCUGAGUUUCAGUAUCUUGUUCGGUUUCACUUCUGUGACAUUGUGAGCAAAUCUCUACACCAACUUUAUUUCAAUGUCUACAUUGAUUCUUGGCUGGUUGCUCGGGAUCUAGAUAUCAGUGUUCCUCUUAACAAUGUUCUGAGCACUGCAUACUAUAUUGACUCUGUAACAGGAGUGAUCAAGAGUGACAUUCUUCAUGUGAGUAUUGGCCCAGCAAGUAUAGCCAAUGUGUAUCCGAAUGCCAUUCUAAAUGGUCUGGAAAUCAUGAAAAUGAACAACUCAGUUGGCAGUCUGAGUGGGGAAGACUCUGUAAUUAGUUUUCCAGAUACGACUUCUUCAAGUAAGCACAUUGGCGUUAUUGUGGGUGUGAGUGUUGGGGCAUUUGUUGCAGCUAUAUCGGUUGUGAUUCUUUUUAUGCUACACAGACGAAAAAGAAAGGGAAUGCAUCAAGCUCCAUCAAAAACGUGGAUUUCAAUAUCCACAGCUGGAGGAAUGUCACACACUAUGGGAAGUAAAUACUCAAAUGGCACAAUCACAAGUGCUGCUUCCAACUAUGGAUAUCGCAUACCUUUUGCAACAGUUCAAGAGGCUACGAAUAACUUUGAUGAGAGCUGGGUUAUUGGUAUUGGUGGGUUCGGGAAAGUAUACAAAGGAGUUUUAAAUGAUGGCACCAAAGUUGCUGUGAAGAGGGGUAAUCCACGUUCCCAACAAGGAUUGGCAGAGUUUCAAACUGAAAUCGAGAUGCUAUCACAGUUCCGUCAUCGUCAUCUUGUUUCAUUGAUUGGGUACUGUGAUGAAAGGAAUGAGAUGAUACUGAUUUAUGAGUACAUGGAACAGGGGACCCUGAAGAGUCAUCUAUAUGGUUCUGAUUUCCCUAGUUUGAGCUGGAAGGAGAGAUUAGAGGUCUGCAUCGGUGCCGCUAGAGGACUUCAUUACCUCCACACUGGUUAUGCUAAACCGGUUAUUCAUCGUGAUGUGAAGUCUGCGAAUAUUUUACUCGAUGAAACUCUAAUGGCAAAGGUUGCUGACUUUGGGCUUUCAAAGACUGGACCUGAAAUUGACCAAACCCAUGUCAGUACAGCUGUCAAAGGAAGUUUUGGGUAUCUUGAUCCUGAAUAUUUCAGGAGGCAACAACUGACUGAGAAAUCAGAUGUUUAUUCUUUUGGAGUUGUUUUGUUUGAAGUCCUUUGUGCAAGACCUGUCAUAGAUCCAACCCUUCCUAGAGAAAUGGUAAACUUAGCUGAAUGGGCAAUGAAAUGGCAGAAGAAAGGGCAGUUGGACCAAAUCAUUGAUCCUACUUUAGUAGGAAAAAUUAGACCAACUUCUCUUAGAAAGUUUGGAGAAACUGCUGAAAAAUGCUUGGCUGACUAUGGGGUUGAUAGGCCAUCUAUGGGGGACGUGUUAUGGAAUUUGGAGUAUGCGCUUCAGCUACAAGAAGCUGUCAUUGCAGUUGAUCCUGAAGAUAACAGUACGAAUAUGAUUGGUGAGCUCUCUCCACAAAUUAACAAUUUCAACGACGUUGAGGCAGGUGUUUCUGCCACACGGUUCGACAUUCCGGGUGUGGAUGAUCUCUCUGGAGUCUCAAUGAGUAGGGUAUUCUCUCAGCUGGUGAAAUCUGAGGGUAGAUGACCUGAUGUUACUCUAGCGUUAGACGAUCCAGUUGAUUCUUAUAAAUGAUUUAAUCCACUCCCCAUAAACUACUCUCAACCCCAUAAAAAAUCGAAGUGAAGAGUGAUGUUUCUGAUCUUUUGGUCCGACGCAGCUGAAUAUGAGGUGUUUUGUAUACUUCAGGCAAUGACGUCCGUUUAAACAACAUUCCUUGCUUCAUUGGAUAUAAACAUGCUAGUCUCUAGUUGGUUUUUUUUCACAUCAAAUAGCCAUUUUUCCCUUACAGAGGGAGGAGCCAAAAUCAAACCAAAAUUUCAGGAUUUCUUCAAUGUCAAACUACAUGUAACAUACUGGGUUCUUUUCUUGUACAGAAGGGGCUUUGUGCAGGUGAGUCUAUGCAAUAUCCAUCAAACAUGUUACUUCUUUACGAACAAGGUAGUUCGCAUCUCCAUUACCGAUUGAUUGCGAUUUACAUCUCUUCAUCGAACAUAAUCGUUUUUCUUUUGCCACUAUUUCGUGUUUGUCUAGUAUCAUUGAGACAUCUAGUCUUUUAAUGUUUCUUACUUAGCUGAGCACCCUGUCAAUGAUCAUGGUGGUCAUUUUUUUCCCCAUAAAAACCGGUGUCAAGGCGCUUUGUAGUUUGUUGUGUAUGUUUUUAGCUCUGCAAUUUAGGUCAAUUCUUCAUCUUGAUAUUGUUUUCUUUGUGAGAAUCUGAAUAUUUCAACUAUGUAAUGAACAGCCGCGCAUUCUUGUGUUUCAUGUUCCAA
This is a messenger RNA of Benincasa hispida (wax gourd), 3857 nucleotides long. RefSeq names its product hercules receptor kinase 1 (gene HERK1). Gene Ontology annotation, biological process: protein autophosphorylation. The record is from RefSeq and is a predicted model, not a curated record. NCBI's taxonomy places the organism in Eukaryota, Viridiplantae, Streptophyta, Magnoliopsida, Cucurbitales, Cucurbitaceae. Gene Ontology annotation, molecular function: transmembrane receptor protein tyrosine kinase activity; ATP binding. Gene Ontology annotation, cellular component: plasmodesma; plasma membrane.